AUGGCGACCCCCAUUGCGCAUACACUGAUGAAGUUGACUUUUGUAAUUUGUAUCCACUCGUUGCAGUAUAUCAGUCGGUAUGUUGACAAUGGCGUCGCGAAUAUUGUUCCUGAGGUGUGCUAUGCACUUCACCUUGGAGGUCCGUCGGAUCGGAGCUUGCAGCCGACUGCGCUGCAGCAUCGAUGCGGGGACAUAGCGGACACCGUUGAAGAGGUGUCUGACGUAGAAAACACUCCGACAUCGCCACCAGCUACAGAUGUCGCUGCACCGCGGACUCAGUCAUCCCUGGCUUUAAACAGGCUCACCUCCCAGGUAGCCAACACUCCGCCUCCAUCAACAACAGCCACUGAUCUCGCUGCCCCCGGGACUCAGCCACCCCUGGCACAGAGCAGGCUCACUUCCCAGGUAUCCACCACUCUGCCACCGCCAACAACAGCAAGUAAUGUCACUGCCCCCCGGGAUAAGCCGCCCGUGGCUCAGAACAAGCUCACCUCCCAGGUAGCCACCACUCCGCCACCAACAACAACAGCAAGUAAUGUCGCUGCCCCCCGGGCUCAGCCGCCCCUGGCUCAGAACAAGCUCACCUCCCAGGUAGCCACCACUCCGCCACCGUCAACAAUAGCAAGUAAUGUCGCUGCCCCGCGGGCUCAGAACAAGCUCACCUCCCAGCCGCCCCUGGCUCAGAACAAGCUCACCUCCCAGGUAGCCACCACUCCGCCACCGUCAACAACAGCAAGUAAUGUCGCUGCCGCCCGGGCUCAGCCGCCCCUGGCUCAGAACAAGCUCACCUCCCAGGUAGCCACCACUCCGCCACCGUCAACAACAGCAAGUAAUGUCGCUGCCGCCCGGGCUCAGCCGCCCCUGGCUCAGAACAAGCUCACCUCCCAGGUAGCCACCACUCCGCCACCGUCAACAACAGCAAGUAAUGUCGCUGCCGCCGGGCUCAGCCGCCCCUGGCUCAGAACAAGCUCACCUCCCAGUAGCCACCACUCCGCCACCGUCACAACAGCAAGUAAUGUCGCUGCCGCCCGGGCUCAGCCGCCCCUGCUCAGAACAAGCUCACCUCCCAGGUAG
Molecule: messenger RNA, 1074 nt
Organism: Nilaparvata lugens (brown planthopper)
Lineage: Eukaryota; Metazoa; Arthropoda; Insecta; Hemiptera; Delphacidae
Product: mucin-2-like
Exons: 4
Coding region: 1-1074 (357 amino acids)
Source: RefSeq, a predicted model, not a curated record